GGAAAAAACAGUUCCUCUAACGGCAUGAGAAUGACAGAACUUGACAACUAAUUUUAUUUUUAUGGGAAUCCUUCUCGAAGAUUAACGUUAAAACAUAUACAUAAUAAACAAGGCAAGGUUCAUCAAGCCACCCUCACUAUGGACCCACUUAGGAGAACAGCCUUGCUAGAUGACAUGGUCCAGUACUAUCUCUUCUUGGUUCAGCCUAACCUCUUUGACACACAGUCUGAUGAUCUACGUCUGAGACCUUGGCCAAGGUUGCCCCUCUCCUUGUGCAGUAUAUCUGGCAACAGCAGCCAUUCAACCUCAAGUACCACACUGAGAAAGGCACAGUACUGGUUCUGACCUGGAUACAAAUGUUUUUUGAGGAUUAAAGGAAUUGUUAUACAAAUCAUUUUGAUGCUUUGACUGAAUGAAUGGUGAUCAUAUCUUGAUUGUACCUGCAAGGGGAGUUCCUGCACACUUUGGAGGCAGCGCUGUGUUUGGGGACAGUGUGGAGGAUGAGUGGUUCAUCUUAUACCUCCUGCUUCAGAUCACACAAGCCUUCCCAGAACUUGCUGCCAGGUUAGAGUACAAUGAUGGGGAGUUCCUUCUGAUCGAAGCAGCAGACUAUCUUCCCAAGUGGUUGAACCCAGAGAGCUGUGGAAACCGAGUGUUCCUCUACAGGGGUGAGCUGUACAUCCUGCCCUGACCUCCCGCUCUAGUGGAGUUGGCCUGCCCAUGAACGCAGUGCCCAGCGUGAACCAUCCUGCUCUCGUCCCACACACAGGCCUGUCUGGCCAGCCCCAAGAUCUGCACUGCUCUGGGGAAAAGACUG
Messenger RNA from Oncorhynchus masou masou (cherry salmon), 817 nucleotides. Its product is annotated as protein ecdysoneless homolog. The coding region runs from base 413 to 691 and encodes 92 amino acids. Gene Ontology annotation, cellular component: nucleus. The record is from RefSeq and is a predicted model, not a curated record. Lineage: Eukaryota; Metazoa; Chordata; Actinopteri; Salmoniformes; Salmonidae. The transcript is spliced from 4 exons.